AUGGGCGAAGAAGACAUCGGAGAGGCUGUCCCCAAGGAGCAGCGACAGGGUUGGGGCCAAUUCCUCAAGCAGAUCGCCACAUUCUCGGGCGAUUUGUCCUCUCUCACCGCACCCUCGUUCAUCCUGUCUCCCGUCUCGCUGGUCGAGUUCCCAGCCUACUGGGGUGAGCACCCGGAUGAGUUUGCCAAGAUCUCGACAGGGAAGGACGAGAUCGAGCGCAUGAACCUCGUGCUCAAGUGGUUCAUCGGUACACUCAAGGGUCAAUUUACUGCUCGUAACACUUCGAUGGGCUCGGAAAAGAAGCCACUCAACCCGAUCCUUGGCGAACUCUUCCUCGGCAAGUGGCCCGACAAGAACGAUCGCGGUGAAACCACGCUCACUGCAGAGCAGGUUUCUCACCAUCCUCCUGUCACCGCGUACCACAUUGAGAACAGAAAGGCGGGUGUCACGCUCGAGGGUCACUGUGCGCAAAAGACGUCGUUCUCAGGACGCACGAUCCAGGUCAAGCAGGUCGGACAUGCCAUCUUGCGCGUCAAGCUCGCCGGAAGCGACAAGGAGGAACUUUAUCUCAUCACACUUCCCAACCUGCUCAUCGAGGGUCUCUGGUACGGUGCGCCGUACGUCGAAUUGACGGGCAACUCGUACAUCCAAUCCACCACCUGUCUCCUAACCACACUGUCGUACACGGGCAAAGGCUACUUUUCGGGCAAGGCGCACUCGUUCAAGGCGACCAUCGGCGCCGGAGGCAAUGCACUCUACACGGUAGAGGGCGAGUGGGCUGGUGUCAGCAAGUACAAGGGCAAGUCGGUCUCGGGUGGCAGCAACGAACUGUUCUGGGAUGCAUCAACGCAGCGCGAAGAGGUCUCGGUGGAAGCGGUAGAGCAACAGGGAGAGAUGGAGAGUCGUAAAGUGUGGAAGACGGUAGCCCACGGUAUCCGCUCUGGAGAUUUUGAAACGGCUUCCAAGGACAAGGCGAGGAUCGAGAAUGCGCAGAGGCAGAAGAGGAAGGAUGAGGCGGCUGCAGGCACGCCACAUCAGCUCGAGCGCUUUGUUCACCUCGACAAUGAUCAGGAAUACUCGCAACUGGCUGCCAUGUUCAAGGGUCAGCCUGCUACAGAGGAUGGAUACCGCAGCAAGCCUCGCGUUCAUUAG
Messenger RNA from Mycosarcoma maydis (corn smut), 1152 nucleotides. RefSeq lists its product as uncharacterized. The transcript has a single exon. The record is from RefSeq and is a predicted model, not a curated record. The coding region runs from base 1 to 1152 and encodes 383 amino acids. Gene Ontology annotation, cellular component: intracellular membrane-bounded organelle; membrane; cytosol. Lineage: Eukaryota; Fungi; Basidiomycota; Ustilaginomycetes; Ustilaginales. Gene Ontology annotation, molecular function: oxysterol binding. Gene Ontology annotation, biological process: piecemeal microautophagy of the nucleus; maintenance of cell polarity; exocytosis.